Aplysia californica (California sea hare) is the source of this 1444-nucleotide messenger RNA. RefSeq names its product proteasome subunit alpha type-4. The record is from RefSeq and is a predicted model, not a curated record. Gene Ontology annotation, cellular component: proteasome core complex; proteasome core complex, alpha-subunit complex; nucleus. Bases 16 to 819 code for a protein of 267 amino acids. Gene Ontology annotation, biological process: ubiquitin-dependent protein catabolic process. NCBI's taxonomy places the organism in Eukaryota, Metazoa, Mollusca, Gastropoda, Aplysiida, Aplysiidae. The transcript is spliced from 9 exons.
UACAUCACUUUCAAGAUGGCUCGACGUUAUGACACAAGGACCACUAUCUUUUCCCCUGAGGGGAGACUGUACCAAGUGGAGUAUGCUAUGGAAGCCAUAGGCCAUGCAGGAACCUGCCUGGGAAUUCUGGCAAAGGAUGGUAUUUUGUUGGCUGCAGAGCGACGAAACACCAACAAACUUCUGGAUGAAGUGUCAUACUCUGAAAAGAUAUAUCGUCUCUACGAUGAUAUGGCAUGCAGUGUGGCUGGGAUCACAGCCGAUGCCAACGUGUUGACAAACGAACUCCGGCUCAUUGCCCAGAGACACAUCUUGCAGUAUCAAGAGGCAAUUCCAUGUGAACAAGUUGUGUCUGCACUUUGUGACCUAAAGCAGGCCUACACACAGUAUGGAGGCAAACGUCCAUUUGGUGUGUCCAUCUUGUACAUGGGUUGGGACAAACACUAUGGCUACCAGCUGUACCAGAGUGAUCCCAGUGGCAACUAUGGAGGCUGGAAAGCCACAUGCAUAGGAAACAAUAGUGCGAAUGCUAUUUCACUCCUCAAACAAGAGUACAAAAGUGGAGAUAUAAAUCUGAGUGCAUCUCUUGAUCUGGCCAUCAAAGUUCUUAGCAAGACUCUUGACAUGACUAAGGUCACUGCUGACAAAGUCGAGAUUGCCACCCUGACCAGGAAGGAUAACAAGACAGUGAUCCGCAUCCUCUCCGACUCGGAGGUGGAGGUUCACAUCAAGAACUUUGAGGAAGAGGAGGCGAAGCUGGAGGCAGAGAAGAAGAAGGAAGCAGACAAGAAGAAAGCUUCAGAAAAGCCAAGUGACAAAUGAUGGAUGAGCGUGAUUAGGAAUGUGUCUUUGCCCCUUUUCAUUAUUUGACGUAUGUUUCAUUUUAAUAUGUGAAUGCUGAUGGAUGAUUUGUGGUUGGUUUUUGAUCGGAUAUUUGUUGUAUUUUUCAAAAUAAAGUCAGACGUGAUCUUUUUUGUCCAAUUUGCUUGUGUUGUUGUUUUGCUUUUGCUAGUUUAUCUGUUGGUCAAGAACUAGAUCAAGUUGUUUUGUUUUUUUAUACCUAAAUCAGCAGUGAAAAUCUGAAAAGAAUUACUGACUUUCUUUAACUUCUGUUCCACCAAUGAUAUGUUAUAUCAAACACUGGACAUACAAAGUUCAUGGUUUGUUUGUCUUGGCAAGAUAUCCAUCAAUAAAACGGAUAGACAGUUUUACUAUGUUUGAGCACACAGAACAAGUUAGAGCACCAUUACAUUGGACACAAGAUACGUAGGAUAAUCCUGUGCUACGUAGGAUAAUCCUGUGCUCAGUCCCAGAACAAGAUCGAUAAAGCAUACCUGACUUCAUGAUACAUGUAUGACUGGUAGAUUGUGAGCGCCAAAUAACUUGUGAGCUUGUUUGAUGAAGCAAAAUAUUACAAGAUGUCAAAAUAAAGUGAUUUUGCAAAAAA